This is a messenger RNA of Amborella trichopoda, 1258 nucleotides long. Its product is annotated as cytochrome b-c1 complex subunit Rieske-4, mitochondrial. NCBI's taxonomy places the organism in Eukaryota, Viridiplantae, Streptophyta, Magnoliopsida, Amborellales, Amborellaceae. Gene Ontology annotation, molecular function: quinol-cytochrome-c reductase activity; 2 iron, 2 sulfur cluster binding. Gene Ontology annotation, cellular component: membrane. The record is from RefSeq and is a predicted model, not a curated record.
CAUUCGCCCUCCUCCCUCUCAGUGCGGUUACAUCUCAAUAUUGACCGCAGCUGCUCUCUCUUUUUCUCUAUCUUUUGAACGUAUAGGUUUCUCUCUCUUCUUUUUUUUUUUUGCACGAAGACGAUCCCCGCCUUGUAUAAACUGAGCACGCCUCACGUUAACCGCUGCUCUCUUCACAAGUCUCUCUCUCUGUGGAUAUUUUUUGUCCCCUCCCCUUCUUUUUUCCGAAACCUCUGUGAAAUCUUAUUGUGUUUUGGUUGGAAGAGAUGUUGCGAGUUGUAGGGAGAAGGAUUUCUUCAUUGCGAUGGGGGUUUCAGCCUGCCAUGGCCUCUAUGCUUUCGAGGAAUCCUGCUUCGAUAAUAAGACCUGAUUCGGAAGCACCUUCCUCAAAAAUGGCAUCUAUUCCGCCUAGAUGGGCUCAUUUUGACAUGAUCAGAGGUUUUGCCUCGGAGACACUCGCACUCAGGCUGGACCUCAGCCUCCCUGACCUUCCUGCCACUGUUGCUGCCAUCAAGAACCCCACCUCGAAGAUCACUUAUAAUGAGCAUAGCCACGAACGCUUCCCACCAGGCGACCCUAGCAAACGUGCCUUUGCCUACUUCGUCCUCACUGGUGGUCGCUUCAUUUAUGCCUCUUUCAUUCGCCUCUUGGUCCUCAAAUUCAUCCUAAGCAUGUCUGCAAGUAAGGAUGUUCUUGCCCUCGCCUCUCUUGAGGUUGACCUCUCGGGCAUCGAGCCGGGAUCCACUGUUACUGUCAAGUGGAGGGGCAAGCCUGUUUUUAUUCGCCAUAGAACUGAAGAGGACAUAAAGUUAGCGAAGAGCGUUGAUUUGGGACAAUUGAGAGAUCCACAACCAGAUGAAGAGAGGGUCAAGAACCCUGAAUGGCUUGUGGUGGUCGGUGUGUGCACCCACUUAGGGUGCAUCCCUUUGCCUAAUGCUGGUGAUUACGGGGGUUGGUUUUGCCCUUGCCAUGGGUCCCACUAUGAUAUUUCUGGAAGGAUUCGGAAGGGCCCGGCACCUUAUAAUCUCGAGGUCCCGACCUAUAACUUCUUGGACGAGAACAAGUUGCUGAUUGGGUAGGAGAGAUGCUGUGUGAUUAUUGUCUUGUCUCUAUUUUAUUUUUCUGAAGUAUUUCAGCUGUGCUUAUUUAGAGGCUUAGAGCAUUGCAGUUGUAAUCUUGAAUAAAAUGGUGGGUUUUUGCAUAUUGUGAUUUUUUUUCCCACCAAUAGUAAAGCAGUUGGUGAUGCCAACAAACUUGU